ACCCCGCCCCCUUCCGGGCGCCACAAAAGACCCGGCCGCCGCCGCGCACCUCCAUUACAACCUUCAGUCCCCGAACCCUCGACGUCGGCGAGAAGGAAAGAACCCGAGAAGAUGCGUGAGUGUAUUUCCAUGCACGUCGGCCAGGCCGGAACCCAGAUGGGCAACGCCUGCUGGGAGCUGUACUGUCUGGAGCACGGCAUCCAGCCAGACGGUCAGAUGCCUAGUGACAAGACAAUUGGUGGGGGAGAUGACUCUUUCAACACCUUCUUCAGUGAGACCGGAGCUGGAAAACACGUUCCCAGAGCUGUCUUUGUGGACUUGGAACCAACGGUUAUAGAUGAGGUACGUAGUGGCACAUACCGCCAGCUGUUUCACCCCGAACAGCUGAUCACUGGCAAAGAAGAUGCAGCCAAUAACUAUGCCCGUGGUCACUACACCAUCGGCAAGGAGAUCAUUGAUCUGGUCCUGGACAGAACUCGUAAACUGGCUGACCAGUGCACUGGGCUCCAAGGUUUCCUCAUCUUCCAUUCCUUUGGUGGAGGAACCGGCUCUGGCUUCACAUCUUUGCUGAUGGAGCGCCUCUCUGUUGACUACGGGAAGAAGUCCAAGCUGGAGUUUGCUGUCUAUCCAGCUCCCCAGGUGUCCACAGCUGUGGUGGAGCCCUACAACUCCAUCCUGACCACCCACACCACCCUGGAGCACUCCGACUGUGCCUUCAUGGUGGACAAUGAGGCCAUUUAUGACAUCUGUCGCAGGAACCUGGACAUUGAGCGUCCUACUUACACCAACCUCAACAGGUUGAUUGGCCAGAUUGUGUCAUCCAUCACUGCCUCACUACGCUUUGAUGGAGCCCUGAAUGUGGACCUGACAGAGUUCCAGACCAACCUGGUACCCUACCCACGUAUUCACUUUCCUCUGGCCACCUAUGCGCCAGUCAUCUCAGCUGAGAAAGCCUAUCAUGAGCAGCUAUCUGUUGCAGACAUCACAAAUGCCUGCUUUGAGCCUGCCAAUCAGAUGGUCAAAUGUGACCCUCGUCAUGGCAAAUACAUGGCUUGCUGUCUGCUGUACCGUGGUGAUGUGGUCCCCAAGGAUGUCAACUCUGCCAUCGCCACCAUAAAAACCAAGCGCACCAUCCAGUUUGUGGACUGGUGUCCCACAGGCUUCAAAGUGGGCAUCAACUAUCAGCCUCCAACUGUGGUCCCUGGGGGAGACCUGGCCAAGGUGCAGCGGGCUGUGUGCAUGCUGAGCAACACCACUGCCAUCGCCGAGGCCUGGGCCCGUCUGGACCACAAGUUUGACCUGAUGUACGCCAAGAGGGCAUUUGUCCACUGGUACGUUGGAGAGGGUAUGGAGGAAGGCGAGUUCUCAGAGGCCAGAGAAGACAUGGCUGCCCUGGAGAAGGAUUACGAAGAGGUGGGCACUGACAGCGUCGGAGAGGAGGAUGAAGGAGAAGAGUACUAAAUGCAAGAGUGAGUGGAUAAACAAAAUUGGAGUUCAUUCCGUUAAGUUAACAUUCCAUUGAGUUAUUGCCACCCUGUUGCCAACGUUUUAAUAAAGGCCGUUAAGUUGGA
Messenger RNA from Lampris incognitus (smalleye Pacific opah), 1571 nucleotides. RefSeq names its product tubulin alpha chain-like. Gene Ontology annotation, molecular function: GTP binding; structural constituent of cytoskeleton. The record is from RefSeq and is a predicted model, not a curated record. NCBI's taxonomy places the organism in Eukaryota, Metazoa, Chordata, Actinopteri, Lampriformes, Lampridae. Gene Ontology annotation, cellular component: microtubule; cytoplasm. Bases 112 to 1461 code for a protein of 449 amino acids. The transcript has 4 exons. Gene Ontology annotation, biological process: microtubule cytoskeleton organization; mitotic cell cycle.